Molecule: messenger RNA, 2533 nt
Organism: Pelmatolapia mariae (spotted tilapia)
Lineage: Eukaryota; Metazoa; Chordata; Actinopteri; Cichliformes; Cichlidae
Gene: cfap418
Product: cilia and flagella associated protein 418
Exons: 7
Coding region: 96-896 (266 amino acids)
Cellular component (GO): cytosol
Source: RefSeq, a predicted model, not a curated record
UGCUUAGCAACGACGAACGCUCUCAUGGUGUCGGCCGCUAGCUUGUGCUGAUUAGCUUGGGUGGGGGUACAGCAUUUUGUGGGAGGAACUCUACGAUGGAUGAUGAAGAUUUGGACGAAUUGCUGGAUGAAGUCGAGAAAAAGUUUUGUCGCAACGUUUCAAUCGCGUCUUCAGCGGCUCGCACCAACUCAAAUGUGGCUGGAAAACACGAGAAAUACAAAGACGGACAGAAAAAGCACGGUGCUACAAAGCCUAAAGAGUCAGUGAACAGUGUCACUGAGGAUAUUGACGCCCUGCUGGAGGAAUUACAGGAGGAAGACUGCAGUCAUUUCCCUCAGCCAAAGGCUGAGCAGUUUCCUAAAGGGCCACAUGUGGAAAAGAGGCUUCCAUCUCAGUCAGGAGGACGAAAGUGCUGUCCUGUUUUUAUUGGCGGGAGCUCUGUCGCAAAUGGUGUCGGAACAGCCGCAUCCAAGAGAUCAUGUGACCAGCUGAGGUGUAUAUCCUGCGACUUUCGGGUGCUGAUGUUUGAUGACUGUGAGUGGGAUUCAACCUGUGAUUACCUGUUCCUCAGGAACAACAUGCCGGAACGUCAGAAGCUCGGAACCAAGCUGAAGAAGAGGAGAGGCUUGCGGGCGUACGCCUGCCAGUGCAGCUGGAUCUCCACGUUAGAGCCGACAGACCUCAGGGGCCAACCUCAGCUCAGAUGGCAUGUCUUCUAUCCUCUCUUCCUUCUCUCUCCCCAUCCGGGUCGCAGCAAAGCCUGGUUCUGCCGGAGGUUUCUUCCUGUUAAAAGGGAGUUUUUCCUUCCCACUGUCGCCAAAGUGCUUGCUCAUAGGGGGUCAUAUAAUUGUUGGGUUUUUCUCUGUAUGUAUUUUUGUAGGGUCUGUCUUAUAUAGCGCCUUGAGGUGACUGUUGUUGUGAUUUGGUGCUGUAUAAAUAAAAUGGAAUUGAAUAGAAUUUAAUUUAAUUGAAAGUCAGUAAUUAAUAUCAUCACCUUUAUUCUUCAACACAUCCAGUCUUAUGUAAACGUUCUUGUAAUAGCUCUCCAGGCUUCUUGAAGAACACUGAAAACUCUUCUUUGGAUGUUGGCUGCGGUUUGUUCUGUUCUCUGUCAAGACAAUCCCACACUGCAUCAAUAAUAUUAAGGUCAGGGCUUCGUGUGUUUUUCUAUCCAGUUAUGCUUUUAUUGCAUUGACUUUGUGUUUGUCAACUCUGUCAUGCUGAAAAAUAAAGCUGUUGCUUAAUAAAAAAAAAAAAACACCCCAAAACAUUCCUCCUAAAAAGAUGGAGGUACAUGGGCUGGACUGAGAAUGAGUGAAAAAGCAGCCAUUUUCCCCAAAAAAUUUGAAAGACCUUCACAAAAACUUGAGAAUUAUUUCUCAAGACCACUUUGAAAAGUAUGAAAGCAAAAUGUGAAGAAAUGCAGGGUAACUCUAGACUUUUGCACAGUACCCUAGUUGAAUACUAAAUUUUAUAACAUGCCUUUAGUUUUACAUAAAAAAAAAUAAAUAAAUAAAAUUAGAGUUCAUUCUUUUUCCUCCUCAUAUUGUUUUCUAUGAAGUCCAAUAUACACAGAAUGAAAGCUCAAAUCAGCAUGUACAUAUAUAUAAGGUGUUGAAUAACACCAUAUAUUAUGGUGCCAUCAUGCCGCACAGCAAAUGUCAGGGUAGAGCGCAUAUCGGUGGUUAUAUAAUACGAGUCAUACAUUAAUAAUCGUGGAGACUUUUACAGGAAGAUUUUGUGUUUUUCAGUAAACAACUAGACCGCAUCACAUCUGCCACGGGUGGAUGAGUGGUGGAUAAAUGUUCUUCAGUCUUCUCCAGCGCUCCAUAAUCACACAUAUUGUGUUUAAUACCGGCAAAAUCAUUGCUGAGUUGUUCAUAAUGACAGUUUUUGCUUUCUUCCUUUAAGUGGGAAAUAAUGAUUUGAUCAUGAUUCACACAUGAGUCCUCCUGAGCAGCGAUGGGUAAGACAAUGCCGCGUUACCCAUUGCUACACCUGCGUCCAUUGUUUUCUCUUGUAUGUAAGUGUUCACACCAGCAGUGUAUUGAUGUGCAUCAUCUCAUCAGGAGAUGUCCUACUUCCAAGCAUUAACAUUCAUGAGCGUGCGCUGCAGCUUUCAGCCCAUGUCGGGCACUUCGCUUUGCUGCCAGUGAAUCAUUUUUCCUAGCUGAGAUGUCAGUGAAAUAGUUGCUGUGAUUACAAAGUCAUCAGACAAAAUAAGAAGUGAUCACAGCAAAAGCUUUCUACUCAAAAAUACAAAACCAGUAUUUUCAGAAUUAUUUCUGCGGACUAUUUUAAAAGGCUUCACUUUGGAGUAUAAAAAGCUUCUUUGAGCGAAUGAAGAGUGAAAGCUUACUGUGACGUGAUGCAACACAGACGCAACCAAACCCUGUAAUUUUUCUUUAGCAUGACAAGCUUCUAAAAGCAAAGCAAGGACUGACGUGAAAACUUAGAAGGUUGUAAAGCUGCUGGAUACUAAAAGACUGAUAAUGUACAACUGAUUAGUCUGAUGACUGUGAUUAAAUAUCUU